AUGGAAAAAGAACACGCGCCCCCUCCCGGGGGUAGUAAUGUUGACCUCGAUAUGGUCAAGGUCCGAUCUAAUCUUGAUCCUCGGGAUGUGGGCUUGGGCCAGGUUUUGGAGACGCAUACCACUCCUGAGAUGGAACGGAAAGUUCUCUGGAAACUUGAUCUCUAUCUGAUUCCCCUGAUGGGAUUCUGUUACAUGCUUCAAUAUAUGGAUAAGCUGGCCCUUAGCCAAGCUACAUUAUUCAAUUUGACACAAGACCUGCAUCUCAAGGGCAAAGAAUACAACUGGGCGUCGGCAGUCUUCUAUUUUGGAUAUUUCACCUGGAGUUGGCCGAGUUCCUACCUCGUUGUUCGUCUGCCUCUCGGAAAAUAUUUGAGUAUCGCGGUCUUCCUCUGGGGUGGUAUUCUUAUGUGCCAUGCUGCAUGCACCUCUUUUAGCGGCCUGAUGGCAGCGCGAUUCUUCCUCGGAGUGGGAGAGGCUUCGAUUGCCCCCGGCUUUGCCCUGAUCACUGGAAUGUUUUAUAAGAGAGAGGAGCAGCCUGCUCGUCAGGCAGCCUGGUUCGUUGGAAACUCCAUCGCAUCAGUGAUUGGUGGCCUGGUUGCGUAUGGAAUCGGUCUGAUCCAUAACAACUCUGUGACCAGCUGGCAGCUACUUUUCUUGGUUCUGGGCGCUAUCACCUCUGGCUAUGGAUUGAUUCUUUUUGUCUUCCUUCCCGAUUCGCCGGUCAAGGUUAUGUUCUUGAACAAGACGGAGAAAUCCGUUGCGGUUCAGCGCACCCUUACAAACAAGACCGGUGUGAUGGACACGGGUAAAUUCAGGUGGAGUCAAGUCAUGAUGGCCAUCAAGGAUCCUCAGACCUGGUUCCUAGUCCUUUACACUCUGUGUGUCAACUUCUGCAAUGGAGGUAUCACCAGUUUCUCGUCGAUCAUCAUCGCUGGAUUUGGUUUCUCCAACCUUAAGGCUCUUCUGAUCCAGAUGCCUCUCGGUGCUGCUCAGCUUGUUUUCCUGCUUUUGACUUCUGGCUUUGCGACCUAUGUUAAACAAAGCCGAAUCUUCAUGAUGAUGUUGAAUGCAUUCGUCUCGGUGAUUGGAAUGAUCCUCAUUUGGAAGCUUGACAGUCACAACCGUGCGGGUAGGAUGACUGGUCUUUGCUUGGGUGCAGUCUUUGCCGCCAACAUUCCCCUCUCGCUGAGUCUCAUCAGUUCGAACGUUGCCGGAUUUACCAAGAAGAGUACCGUCAGUGCCUUAAUGUUUGUGGCUUACUGUAUUGGUAACAUUGUGGGCCCCCAAUUCUUCAUUCCUUCGGAGAAGCCCGGCUAUCCUACUGGUAUCAAGGCCGCCAUGUCUGGUCUGGUCCUUGGAAUCUUCUUUUUGAUUUGUCUCUACGUAUAUUACGUAUGGGAGAACCGUCGCCGGGACCAGCUGUAUGGAUCGCCACGGGAAUUGACCGAGGCUGAGGAAUUACAGGAAGAGCUGUCCAACAAGACAGAUGGAGAGAUAGAAAGCUUCCGAUACGUGUUGUAA
Messenger RNA from Penicillium subrubescens, 1521 nucleotides. RefSeq lists its product as uncharacterized. NCBI's taxonomy places the organism in Eukaryota, Fungi, Ascomycota, Eurotiomycetes, Eurotiales, Aspergillaceae. The record is from RefSeq and is a predicted model, not a curated record. Gene Ontology annotation, molecular function: dipeptide transmembrane transporter activity; allantoate transmembrane transporter activity. The transcript has 4 exons. The coding region runs from base 1 to 1521 and encodes 506 amino acids. Gene Ontology annotation, biological process: dipeptide transport; allantoate transport; transmembrane transport. Gene Ontology annotation, cellular component: plasma membrane.